AAAGUGUCUCUCCAUGCGAGCUACAUAGUUUUCAGAAUUGACAUCUUCCAAUCGUUUGGAUAUUAUUCACCUUUAACUCCAGGCGGGGCACCUUGACGUUUGUGGUAGCCGUGACAAUAGAUGUGACUGGUAACUGCGAGUUUUACCCAUAUCCACCCGCAGUUCCAGUUCAGCUCUAGACCAGCUCCAGUUCCGCACCAGCAAAACCCGUACACAUCCAAGUCCUAAGCAGUCACCGAAAUGGAUCGUAAGGCUGAGCUGGAACGGAAGAAGGCCAAGCUGGCCGCUUUGCGCGAGGAGAAGGAUCGAAGGCGGCGCGAGAAGGAGAUCAAGGACAUGGAGGAAGCGGCUGGUCGAAUCGGCGGCGGUGCUGGCAUCGAUAAGGAUCAGCGGAAGGAUCUCGACGAGAUGCUGUCGUCGCUGGGCGUGGCUCCCGUAUCAGAAGUGCUCUCCUCCCUGUCCUCCGUCAACUCAAUGACGUCGGACAACUCCAACACACAGACCCCCGAUGCUAGCUUGCAGGCUACCGUUAAUGGGCAAAGCGGCUCCAAGAAACAGCCCCUCAACCUGAGUGUCUACAAUGUGCAGGCAACGAACAUUCCACCAAAGGAGACGCUGGUUUACACGAAACAGACACAGACUACUAGUACCGGCGGACACGAACGUGAUGUUCUUUCUUGCCACUCCUCGCCUCUGUCAGGAUAUAUGGAGGACUGGUGGCGUCCACGUAAAGCUCAUGCUACGGAUUAUUAUGAUGAAUACAAUCUUAAUCCGGGUUUAGAGUGGGAGGAUGAAUUCACAGGAGAUGACGAAGAGAGCUCGCUGCCACAUCUGGACAAUGGAUUCACUUCCAAGUUGCCCCCGGGUUAUCUCACCCAUGGCCUGCCCACCGUCAAGGACGUGGCUCCGGCCAUUACGCCGCUCGAGAUCAAGAAAGAGACUGAGGCGAAGAAGGAGGUCAAGGAGCUAUCCGAGGAGCAGAAGCAGAUGAUCAUCCUAUCGGAGGACUUCCAGCGGUUUGUGGUGCGCGCCGGUCGCGUCAUCGAGCGAGCCCUUUCGGAGAACGUGGACAUCUACACGGACUACAUUGGUGGGGGCGACAACGAGGAAUCUAGUGACGAGCGAUCGCAUGCACGACUCUCGCUGAACCGGGUCUUUUACGAGGAGCGCUGGUCGAAGAACCGCUGCAUUACCAGCAUGGAUUGGUCUACGCACUUCCCGGAGCUAGUGGUGGCUUCGUAUCACAACAAUGAGGAGAGCCCCAAUGAGCCCGAUGGCGUCGUCAUGGUGUGGAAUACAAAGUUCAAAAAGACCACGCCCGAGGACAUCUUUCACUGCCAGAGCGCGGUGAUGUCAACCUGCUUUGCCAAGUUCAAUCCCAACCUAAUCCUCGGCGGCACCUACUCUGGUCAAAUUGUGCUGUGGGACAACCGUGUGCAGAAGCGCACUCCCAUUCAGCGCACGCCCCUAAGUGCUGCGGCUCACACGCAUCCCGUAUACUGUCUCCAAAUGGUUGGCACCCAGAAUGCGCACAACGUCAUCUCCAUAUCCUCGGACGGAAAGUUGUGCUCUUGGUCUCUAGACAUGUUGUCGCAGCCGCAGGACACGCUCGAGCUGCAGCAGCGCCAGUCGAAGGCCAUCGCCAUCACGUCCAUGGCAUUCCCUGCUAACGAGAUUAACUCGUUGGUGAUGGGCAGCGAGGAUGGAUACGUCUACUCUGCCUCGCGCCAUGGUCUUCGGUCCGGUGUCAACGAGGUGUACGAACGGCAUUUGGGCCCCAUUACCGGCAUUUCCACACACUACAACCAACUCUCGCCGGACUUUGGCCACCUCUUCCUGACCUCGUCGAUCGACUGGACCAUCAAGCUUUGGUCGCUUAAGGACACAAAGCCGCUGUAUUCUUUCGAAGAUAAUUCGGACUAUGUAAUGGACGUGGCUUGGUCACCAGUGCAUCCAGCACUUUUUGCCGCCGUUGACGGCAGCGGUCGUCUGGAUCUGUGGAACCUCAACCAGGACACCGAGGUGCCAACAGCUUCUAUCGUUGUGGCAGGAGCACCAGCUCUAAAUAGAGUCUCAUGGACACCCUCCGGUCUGCAUGUGUGCAUCGGCGACGAGGCCGGCAAGCUGUACGUGUACGACGUGGCCGAAAAUCUGGCUCAACCUUCACGGGACGAAUGGUCUCGGUUCAACUCGCAUCUGAAUGAGAUCAAGCUUAACCAGAGCGACGAAGUCUAAGACGAUAGCAGUUGUAGUAGUCGCGAGAUGAAUCCCACAGGGUGAUGAUGAGUCCUUGAAUGAAAUUUAAAUUGUAUUUUUUUUUGUGAUCCCCACUACUCCAUAGCGCUGUGUAUAGACCAGACAAACCCACGCUCAUCCGCAGUCCAAAUGCUCAGCAUGCUCGAUUGAUCACUUCCUCGUCCGUAAUCCGCAAUUCUUAAUCCUCAAUCCCCUCUAUCAAGUAACUGAAGUAAAUGUAUUAGAAUGUUCAUCCAAUGAAACGGAAUUUAGAUAUUUAUAAAGAGACCGAUUUGAUA
Drosophila serrata is the source of this 2534-nucleotide messenger RNA. Its product is annotated as cytoplasmic dynein 1 intermediate chain. Gene Ontology annotation, biological process: transport along microtubule. Gene Ontology annotation, cellular component: cytoplasmic dynein complex. Lineage: Eukaryota; Metazoa; Arthropoda; Insecta; Diptera; Drosophilidae. Gene Ontology annotation, molecular function: dynein light chain binding; dynein heavy chain binding. The record is from RefSeq and is a predicted model, not a curated record.